Molecule: messenger RNA, 376 nt
Organism: Meloidogyne enterolobii
Lineage: Eukaryota; Metazoa; Nematoda; Chromadorea; Rhabditida; Meloidogynidae
Source: the annotation of a GenBank genome assembly
AUGAAUCGAUUGUUAAAUUUUAAUCCUGUUAGAGCCAUAAAAUUAAAAAAAUUAAUUAAAUUUUUUCAAAAAAGAACUUUCUAUGUUAAUUUGGAUGAAUUAAACCAAAAAGGUUCUAAUCAAGUAAAAACAGUUUUGGAAUAUUCGAUGAGUGAAGUUUACGGGCUUAAAACUUUUGAUGCAAAUGAAAUGAAUAAUCUGGCAGAGCGAUUUGCAAAAAAUGAUACACUUUUUAAUUUGUAUACUCGUUAUAAUAGAGUUAUGAAUGGAAAUGAAGAUAAUGCAAAUAUCGAUAGAAAAAUUUAUAUUUGUGUUAUUGAAAAUCUUAAUUUGGAAGAAUUAGAAGCUUGUCCCUUCUUCUGCAACUAAAAAAUCU